GCGCUGCUCUAUAUUUCUGGAAUUAAAUUUUUCUGGAUAGACAUGUUUGAAGUGUAUAAUCUACGUGAAGGUUUCGCUCUUUGUGACUAUUGUUUGGGUAACGGUUCUCCAGCAGUGGUUUCUCCUCAGGCUGUGUGAAGCUGUCAGUGCAGUCAGUGGUCUGGAGAGGGAGGGUCAACAUGGCGUCGGAGCAGGAAAUCUCAAAUGCGCCAGUGAAGAAGUCUAUGAGGGAGAAGGCUAUCGAGCGCAGAUCAGCUAAUAAAGAGCACAACAGUAAUUUUAAGGCCGGAUAUGUUCCAAUUGAAGAGGAGCGACUCCACAAGACAGGACUGAGGGGUCGCAAGGGCAUCAUUGCCAUUGGCAUAGUCAUCCUACUCUUUCUGCUUGCACUCAUUAAUCUCAUUAUAACUCUAGUGAUAUGGACAGUGAUACGGAUAGGUCCGGGAGGUUGUGAAAGUAUGGAGUUUCACGAGAGCGGCCUGCUGCGCUUCAAACAGAAGGCCGAUAUGGGUGUGGUUCACCCGCUGCACAAGAGCACAGUGGGCGGCAGGAAGGACCAGGACCUUGUCAUUACUGGCAACAAUAACCCAGUGGUGUUCCAGCAGGGCAACACCAAGCUGAGCGUAGAGGAGGAUAAAACGUCUAUCGUCAGUGACUUGGGCAUCUCCUUCACUGACCCCCGCACUCAGACGACUUUCUUUAGCACUGAUUUUGACAGCCAUGAGUUCCACCUGCCCAAAGAGGUCAAGGUUCUCAACGUGAAAAAAGCUUCUACUGAAAGAAUCACCAGCAAUGCAUCAUCUGACCUCACUAUCAAAGGAGAUGGUAAGGCCAUUAUUCGUGGCAACGAGGGAGUUUACAUUAUGGGCAAAACUGUGGAGUUCAGCAUGGGUGGGGACAUUGAGCUGAAAGCGGAAAACAGCAUUAUUCUAAAUGGCUCAGUGAUGUUCAGUCCUUCGCGUAUACCAAACUCCUCUCUAGGGGGAGACUUGUACUUCAAUGAGGGGUUAGAGAGGUAUAAACUUUGCAUGUGUGCAGACGGGACUCUGUUCAGAGUGCAGGUCAAAUACUCCAACAUGGGCUGCCAAACAUCUGACAAUCCCUGUGGAGCAGCACACUAAUGAAAGAGAGACGAAUACCACUGGAAUACACAUGCUCAUCAUUGUUUUCAAGUGAAACAUGACAUUUUGGGUGAACUGCCAAAAGAUACAAAUAUGAUCAUGUGGUUUUUUUUUUGUUUUGUUUGUUUUUUAAACUGGACAAUAAUUAGCCUAUAAUAUUAGUGUACACAUGAAAUACACAAAAAUGCAAACAAUCUGCCCUUACCCUCCCACCCACCAAAAUAGUUUCUUCUACAUGCUCACUCAACUUUAUUGGAGGUCUAAGAACACACACACACACACACACACACACACACACACCUGAUGAUGAUAAUCACUCCCUUAUAACCAUAAAUCUGGCCCAGCACAAACAGUACCGUUUUCUUUUAUGGCCGAGAGCUCCCUGUGCAUUAUCAUUGGCUCACCUCAGUGUUUUACAGUCUUUAAGCUGCCUACUUUCAGCCUUCACUGCAUGUGCUUUAUAUAUUGUAUAGUAGCAGAGUAAUUGAGUCCAGUGAUUUUCUGAGCAGUAUUAUUACACUCUUUUACAAUCCCCUCCUGUCAUUAAUAACCAUCAAAUGGCCACAUAAAAAGAGGGAUGUUGUUUGACUGAUACAAAUGUUAAAAUAGUGUCAUAAACCUUCUGUAUUGUUUAGUCUGAAAGACUAGUUCUACAUGGUUAUUGUGGCUUUUGAAGAGGGGAUGUAAAGUGGCCAAUAGUAUUUAACAGGUUGGAUGUCACUUAAGAGUUUUUCAGGGUUGGUUUUUAUAUCACAGAUGUUUACUUGGUCAUGAUUUUAGCCUUUUUUAUUUUCAUUUCUUUGUAACAAUCUCUAUCUUCGCUGAAGCAGGAUCAGCACAGCCACAUCUUAUGUAAGUAACACUGUAAGCCUGAUCCUGAAACAGUGGUUAGUGAUGCAUCAAUUCUGGCACAUAUUUUCAAGGCUUGUAUUAUAGAGUGCCAUGGACUAGUGACAAAUUACCUGUCGUCUAAUGACAUGCUCAGAGGUGUGUACCAGUCCAAUACCUUUUGAUAAGAUAAAAACAGGAAACUUCUGUAAUAUAUUCAAGCUAUCUAAGUGUGAUAUUUUGUGCAAUAUAACCUUUUUGGCCUGGUUUAUUUGGGUACAUGUGUGGUAUUUAUUGUUGUUUUUAAAUACAGUAUUAUUGUGAUGUCCAAACUAAAAAUCUUCUGUACUUGAGACUAAUUGUCAGACGUGACUUUCUUUUAAACCCUGCAAUGAAUUAGUCUGAAACAAUCUGAUCAUGUCUGUGGAUUUAGAUUUUUUUCAACAUUGUCAGAAAGGAAAUCACAAAUAUUCUGGGUGAAGGUGAAAAUGGAUGCUUUCAUAUUGCAGUGUUUUUGUUAAUAAAUGCAAAUGCAGGUUUUGAUUGAAAAA
Molecule: messenger RNA, 2500 nt
Organism: Megalobrama amblycephala (Wuchang bream)
Lineage: Eukaryota; Metazoa; Chordata; Actinopteri; Cypriniformes; Xenocyprididae
Gene: sgcb
Product: sarcoglycan, beta (dystrophin-associated glycoprotein)
Exons: 6
Coding region: 180-1121 (313 amino acids)
Biological process (GO): muscle organ development
Cellular component (GO): sarcoglycan complex; sarcolemma
Source: RefSeq, a predicted model, not a curated record